Aspergillus fischeri NRRL 181 is the source of this 729-nucleotide messenger RNA. RefSeq lists its product as uncharacterized. The record is from RefSeq and is a predicted model, not a curated record. NCBI's taxonomy places the organism in Eukaryota, Fungi, Ascomycota, Eurotiomycetes, Eurotiales, Aspergillaceae. The transcript has a single exon. Bases 1 to 729 code for a protein of 242 amino acids.
AUGCAUUUGUUUUCCCCUUGCCACCUCUGGAAAGCCGCAUUGGUCAUCUGCAUGGCUAAAGGUGUCUACCCAAGUGCUUACCAUGGUCCACCUGAUCAAACCGGCCUUAACGCCGACAUGUUCGAUGACAAAGCCCUCGUCCACCAAGCACCUCAUGAUGGCAACCUUGCCUAUGACGCCGACCGAGCCAAAGAUAGUGACUUAGACGAUGAUGACGACCUGGCUUACGCUGAGAGCAAUAACGGUACGGGUAUCCACUACGGGAAAUGCUACAGACUGUACGACGACGAGCUGUGGCUGGGGGGAGAUUCUUCCCCGUGGAAUUACUACGUCUUCGGGCGCCGUUCAAACGUUCAGACUUUUCAACUCUGCAAAAAAAUGACAACCUGUGAGAGGCAGAACACGAAUGACCAGGAAGUGCGGGACGGUGGGAAGUUCUAUCUUUGGGACUUCCGUGGCAACCACUACUCGAAAACAGGAGAAUUUGCCGCCUGCAACACUUUGGGCAACUUUUAUGCAGCCGGUACCAGCUACCGGAACUAUGCCUACUUCCAGGUUUACACGGAUGAUUGUCCGAAUGGCCAUUACUUCUGCUAUCUUACGCUCAAUAUGGUGGGCCAGCCGUCUGGACACAAUGGACUGCAGAUCAAAAAUAAUUAUCUUCAGAAUGACUAUUCCGGAAGUACUGUCACGCUGCGCUUCAAAGAAGUCAAGUGCCCUGAUCCAUGA